Messenger RNA from Fomitopsis serialis, 2022 nucleotides. RefSeq names its product acyl-CoA oxidase. The coding region runs from base 1 to 2022 and encodes 673 amino acids. The transcript is spliced from 15 exons. The record is from RefSeq and is a predicted model, not a curated record. Lineage: Eukaryota; Fungi; Basidiomycota; Agaricomycetes; Polyporales; Fomitopsidaceae. Gene Ontology annotation, biological process: fatty acid beta-oxidation using acyl-CoA oxidase; lipid homeostasis. Gene Ontology annotation, cellular component: peroxisome. Gene Ontology annotation, molecular function: fatty acid binding; acyl-CoA oxidase activity; FAD binding.
AUGCCACCGGAAGAAAGAACCAAAGCAGAUAUGGCGACAGCGAGGGCACGUACGACCCUUGACAUCGAGCAAGUGUGCUACUUCUUGUAUGGUGGCAAAGUAAAUUGGGAUGUACGCACUCGUUUACUGAAAGUUGUAUCUGAAGACCCGGUUUUCGACAAGUCAGACCGCAGGCCAUUCAUGACACGCAAGGACCGGUACAAACGGGCUAUAAGAAUGACCAACAGGAUCUACGAGCUUCAAGACAUCUUUGGAUGGUCCAACGCAGAGACAACAGAGGCACUCGACCUAAUAGACGAAGAGCUGCCCAUUCACCUGAGUUCCGCUACAUUUGAUCCUGUCUUCAUGGAUCAAUGUGGUCCCAACUUGCGCAAGAAGUACAGCGAACUAGUAAUCAAUCGAGGUAUACAAGGUACAUACCUGCAAACUGAGCUCGCGCAUGGCUCGGACGUCGCCUCAUUGGAAACGACGGCUACCUACUUUCCAGAGAAACAAGAGUUUGAGAUACACUCGCCGACGCUGACGAGUACCAAGUGGUGGGCAGGCGCUGCAGGCCGAACAGCUACACACGGCGUCGUACAGGCGCAGUUGAUACUUCCUGGCGGGAAGGCCAUGGGUCCCCAUUUGUUCCUCGUCCAACUGCGUUCUCUAGAUGACCACAAGGCACUUCCAGGGAUCAUGAUUGGUGAUAUCGGCCCCAAGGCAAUGGGAGGUUACGGAACAGUCGAUAAUGGGUUUGCGAGAUUCGACCGAGUCCGGAUUCCAGGAGAGAACAUGCUCUCAGAGUACUCGCAAGUCACAGAAGACGGCCGUUAUAUCCGGCCGCCUCAUGCCAAACUGAGUUAUGCAGGGAUGAUGGUCGUACGCUCGCUCCUCGUGGGCAAGGGUGCAUGGGUCAUGGCGAAAGCGGCAACCGUAUCUAUCCGAUACUGUAUGGUUCGUCGACAAGGGAACCGAGGCGCAGAUGGGCUCGAGCGGCAGGUCAUAACUUACCCCGGGGUGUACUACCGACUGCUGCCAAUUCUGUCCCACGCGUACAUCUUCGUUAUACUUGGUCGGAGCUUGCUCGUGCAGAUGGAGGUCAUGAGCAAGCAGCUUGCAGUCGGGAAUGUGUCCAUGGUGUCGGAGAUGCAUCUGACAUCGUGCGCGCUCAAGAUCCUCGCAACGACCAUGGGCGCUCAGGACGCGGAGACGGCGCGCCGAGCUAUGGGAGGACACGGCUUCAGCGAGUUUGCCGCUAUAGGGAGGUACUAUGCUGACUUCCUACCUACCACGACCUAUGAAGGCGAUAACUUCGUACUAGACCUACAGAUAGUUCGCGGAGCGCUCAAAACCUACAAGACCCUGCAAUCAUCCGGAUUCUCCGCCAAUGCUGCGGCGAAGCUUCCUCCGUCCUCUGCUUACAUGCGCUCGUUGCUUCCAGAGUUUGCGACGGAAGUCUCUGAGCCUGAUUGGACCAGUCCGCGACAGGUGGUCGGUCUUCUCGAGAGGCGUGCCGCAGCGAUGGUCAAGAACCGUGCGGACACAAAGGACGUUGAUCCAAGCAUGGACAAUCGUGUCUCGAAGGCUGUGGUAGACGCUUACCUCGGUGCUCAAGUCCGUGGACUGGUCGAAAAUCUACGGGACGUCCUUCCGUCCCGAGAAGCGAGUGUUGUUGGCAAGCUGUGUACUCUGACGCUGCUGGCGUUGGCCGAGUCUGGGUUGGUGGACAUUCUAUCUUUCGGAUUGUUGCCACAGAAGGCUGGUGAAGACCCUUCAAAAGUUUUGCGCACGGCUAUCGAUCUUCUAUGUAUUGAGCUGCUUCCGGAGGCCAUCGGCCUUACCGACGCCUUUGGGUUCACCGACUGGCAACUCGAUAGUGCGUUAGGAGUCUACAAUGGCAGUGUCUACGAACAAUUAUGGACUCGUGCUCAGAUGGAACCUCUUAAUGCAGAAGAGCCUGUUUGUGGCUAUGAGCAAUAUAUCAAGCCUAUGCUCCGCCGGGGUCGUCGAUUAUCUGCAACGCGGAAAGCAAAGUUAUAG